GUUUCGGGCUCCCACCAAAAUUCCCUUAAACCCUCAUUGCAUUUCUAACGUUCAGAACUACACAGCUCCAAAAUUCUGCAUUCUGCAAUGUCAAACGAUCAAUCACAGCCGUUGAUCUCGGAGACUAAUAAACACUCGCUCGAUCAACGGCCGGAAUCUCCCCAACGGCCGUCGAAAUUCCCCAAGGUAAACGACGACGCCGGCAACGACGUUCUUGAAGGAGAAGAGCAGAAAGAGUCAGUAACUAGAACAAUGAAUCCUAAUCCUCGGCUACAGCGGUACCUGAUAGCAAUUGAGUACAUAGGAACUCGCUUCGCCGGUGCACAGCAACAACCUAAUUGCAGAACUGUAGUCGGUGUUCUUCAGGAAGCCUUCCAGAAGUUUGUUGGACAGCCAGUAUCAGUAUUUUGCUCGAGUCGAACUGAUGCUGGAGUACAUGCUUUAUCAAAUGUUUGCCAUGUAGAUGUUGAAAGGAUAAGCAAAAGGAAACCUGGUGAUGUGUUACCUCCUCAUGAACCUCUGGUGGUAAAAAGAGCUGUGAACCACUUUUUACAGAAGAACGAGGGUGAUAUAAUGGUUAUUGACGUUCGGUGUGUUCCUGCCGAUUUUCAUGCCAGAUAUAAAGCUCAAGAACGCACGUACUUCUACCGAUUGUUAUCUGGACCGGAGUCGGUAUCUAGCUUUGAGAGGGACCGGGCUUGGCAUGUGCCUGAGAAUCUGGAUCUUCUUGCCAUGCAGAAAGCAUGUAACAUUCUUAUUGGACGUCAUGACUUCAGUUCUUUCAGAGCAGCUGCUUGUCAGGCCAACUCACCCAUCAGAACUCUGGAUGAACUUAAUGUUAUUGAGGUCGUUUCAACUCCCUUUUUUCCAUCAAUCUCAGAGAGACUAAAGAGCAGUAGUGUCAUGGAGGAUCCAACUGUAUCCUUGGGUUCAGACACCAACCACUCCCAGAUCUCUUUGAACACCAAUGAAGAAAAGUUGGAAGGUUCAAACGGUGAGGCUUGUCAAGAGUUUGGCCUUAGAAGAAGACACCGUUGCUUCGUGGUAACCGCAAGGGCACGAUCUUUUCUUUACCAUCAGGUUAGGCUGCUUGUUGGAGUCCUUAAGUCAGUUGGGGCUGGAGUUCUGACAGAUCCAGAUGUAAAACGCAUCCUUGAAGCAAAAUCCAUUACUGCAGCACCUCCGAUGGCUCCUGCUUGUGGUCUUUAUCUUGGACAUGUCAAAUAUGAUUUGCCUCCCGAGACUAAUCAAAGCUAAUAAGAAGUAUUUGCAGACUAGUUUGAUGUUCUCUGAGCGUAUUUCUUGAUCGAGUGAAUUGACCAGCUUCUUAUUAACAACUAGCAAAGUUUGUAUGAGGUGGAUGCAAGUAGUUGGUAUCAAUUAGAUAUUUUGAUUUGUUAUGUUCAACCUUCAGGAACAUCUAAUGUCGGGAAUUGAAACGUAUUGUGGAUUUUAAAAUUGAUGAUUAUAUUGUGAUAUUGAGUUUCAACUCCCUACAUGAGAUGUUCUUGAAGGUUGAUCCCACCAUACCCUAACAAAUCAAGAUACUGUUACCAGAAAAAUGAUUUUGCUGUAGUAGGCUUGGAGAGAAAACAAAAGCAGUACUCUAGGAUGUAGUUCUGCACCGACUUCCAGUGUUACAGUUCAUGUAAUUUGUAUGUACAGGAAUCAAAAUGCUGGUUUCAUUUAUGCCACUUAUUUCCUGUUAAUUUUA
Molecule: messenger RNA, 1714 nt
Organism: Solanum tuberosum (potato)
Lineage: Eukaryota; Viridiplantae; Streptophyta; Magnoliopsida; Solanales; Solanaceae
Product: tRNA pseudouridine synthase A
Exons: 10
Coding region: 88-1257 (389 amino acids)
Biological process (GO): tRNA pseudouridine synthesis
Molecular function (GO): pseudouridine synthase activity; RNA binding
Source: RefSeq, a predicted model, not a curated record